GUGGUAACAUUACCCAUCAAGGGCAGCAGCAGCACACUAGUCUCACUGUGUCCGAUUUAUCUCACUUAAUAACCAAACCUUGAACUUCCCUUAACGGUAAAAACGACCAAAUGUCCUACACCCAACCUCUCAUUUCCCUCUCUUCACAACCACUCAAUUCCCUCCAAACCCACCGCCCACCCGCCACCACCACCUCGUUUCCACAACCCACUCCCCAAAAAAGCUUCAACGCCACAUGGCUGGAGUCCCUCCGCUCCAAAACCCGCUCCAACCAGUUCCAUGAAGCCAUUUUCACCUACAUUGAAAUGACCCGUUCGGGUACCCAACCCGAUAACUUUGCUUUCCCUGCAGUCCUGAAGGCCGUGUCGGGUCUCCAGGACUUGAAUUUGGGGAAACAGAUCCAUGCCCAUGUUUUCAAAUAUGGGUACGGGUCAUCUUCAGUGACCGUAGCCAAUACUCUUGUGAAUAUGUAUGGUAAAUGUGGUAGUGAUUUGUGGGAAGUGUAUAAGGUGUUUGAUCAAAUUACUGAGAGAGACCAAGUGUCUUGGAAUACAAUGAUUAAUGCAUUGUGUCGUUUUGAGGAAUGGGAGCUAGCGUUAGAAGCGUUUAGGUUGAUGUUGUGUGAUGAUGUGGAGCCUAGUUCGUUUACUUUGGUGAGCAUGGCGCUUGCAUGUUCGAAUUUGCGGAAGCGCGAGGGUUUGAGGCUUGGGAAGGAAGUACAUGGGUAUAGUUUAAGAGUAGGUGAUUGGAAAACGUUUACCAUUAACGCUUUGAUGGCAAUGUAUGCAAAGUUAGGUAGAGUCGAUGAUGCAAAAUUUUUGUUUGAGUCGUUUGGAGAUCGUGAUUUGGUUUCCUGGAAUACGAUUAUUAGUUCAUUGUCUCAAAAUGAUAGGUUUGUGGAGGCAUUAUGGUUCUUGAGUGGUAUGGUACUUGAAGGGAUUAAACCUGAUGGGGUCACGAUUGCAAGUGUGCUCCCUGCUUGCUCACACUUGGGGAUGUUAGAUGCUGGAAAGGAAAUUCAUGGUUAUGCAUUGAGAAAUGAUGUUUUAAGGGGUAACUCUUUUGUUGGUAGUGCUUUAGUUGAUAUGUAUUGUAAUUGUAGAGAGGUUGAGAGUGGUCGUCGAGUUUUUCAUGGUAUUUUGGAUAGGAAAAUUGCGCUUUGGAAUGCUAUGAUCACUGGUUAUGCGCAAAACGAGUGUGAUGAGGAGGCAUUGAUGCUAUUCAUUGAGAUGGAAGAGAAUGCUGGGCUUUGUGCAAACGCCACCACAAUGGCAAGUGUUGUGCCUGCUUGUGUGCGUAGCGAAGCAUUUCCACGCAAAGAAGGAAUCCAUGGAUAUGUAAUAAAGCGGAGUUUAGAGAGAAACAGGUAUGUGCAAAACGCACUUAUGGACAUGUACUCUAGAAUGGGGAGGAUAGACAUUUCAGAAACCAUUUUUGACAGCAUGGAGGCUAGAGAUAGAGUUUCUUGGAACACAAUGAUAACUGGUUACACUAUUUGUGGACGUUAUAGUGAUGCACUUCUUUUGUUGUGUGAGAUGCAAAGAAUAGAAGAAAAAAUGGGCAGGAAUGAUGAGGACAGUAAGGAUGGGACAUCAGUUUCUUUGAAACCAAAUUCAAUAACCCUCAUGACAGUUCUACCUGGUUGUGCUGCCCUGUCAGCUUUAGCAAAAGGGAAAGAGAUCCAUGCUUAUGCCACAAGAAAUAUGUUGGUAACCGAUGUUGCCGUGGGAAGUGCAUUAGUUGACAUGUACUCCAAAUGUGGCUAUUUGAACUUAUCUAGAAGAGUUUUUGACCUGAUGCCCAUUAGAAAUGUGAUAACCUGGAAUGUUAUUAUCAUGGCUUACGGGAUGCAUGGUAAAGGAGAGGAAGCCUUAGAAUUGUUUAAAAAAUUGGUGGCAGAAGGUGCUAGGGGUGGGGAUGUAAAGCCUAAUGAAGUUACUUUCAUUGCAGUAUUUGCAACAUGUAGUCAUGCGGGGAUGGUAGAUGAAGGGAUAAACUUAUUCUACAGAAUGAAAGAUGACCAUGGGAUUAAACCUACACCAGAUCACUAUGCUUGCGUUGUUGACUUGCUUGGUCGGGCAGGUAAAGUGGAGGAAGCAUAUCAACUCAUAAACACAAUGCCCGCAGAAUUUGACAAAGUUGGUGCCUGGAGUAGCAUGCUUGGUGCUUGUCGGAUUCACCAGAAUGUAGAAAUUGGGGAAAUUGCAGCUCAUAAUCUUUUGCGCUUGGAACCUGAUGUGGCAAGCCACUAUGUUCUGCUCUCCAACAUCUACUCAUCUGCUGGACUCUGGGACAAGGCAACGGAUGUCCGGAAGAAGAUGAGGGAAAUGGGUGUCAGAAAAGAGCCAGGUUGCAGUUGGAUUGAGUUUGGAGAUGAGAUUCACAAGUUUGUAGCUGGGGAUGGAUCACAUGAACAAAGUGAGCUGCUCCGUGGAUUCCUCGAAACCCUCUCCGAAAGAAUGAGAAAGGAGGGUUAUGUGCCUGAUACUUCUUGCGUUCUUCACAAUGUUGAUGAGGAAGAGAAAGAAACUUUACUCUGUGGACACAGUGAGAAAUUGGCCAUAGCGUUUGGUAUCCUCAAUACCCCUCCUGGAACUACCAUCAGAGUUGCCAAGAACCUCAGAGUUUGCAAUGAUUGCCAUCUUGCUAGUAAAUUUAUCUCAAAGAUCGAGGGUAGGGAAAUCAUCUUGAGAGAUGUGAAGAGGUUCCAUCAUUUUAGAAAUGGAACUUGUUCAUGUGGAGAUUACUGGUGAAAAGGCUGAUUGGUUAUUCUUGCAAGAAAAGAUUCCUUGUAACUCCUAUGGUAUGUACAAUUGUAUUAAUUUUUUUUUUCUUUUGAUUUCCAACAUUUAUACUAUGCUAGUGAUGCCUGAUUUAUCAAAGAAUAUACAAGAAUUUAUUAGAUGAUCA
This is a messenger RNA of Pistacia vera, 2910 nucleotides long. RefSeq names its product pentatricopeptide repeat-containing protein At3g57430, chloroplastic. Bases 111 to 2753 code for a protein of 880 amino acids. The record is from RefSeq and is a predicted model, not a curated record. Gene Ontology annotation, biological process: RNA modification. Gene Ontology annotation, molecular function: RNA binding; protein binding; zinc ion binding. The transcript has a single exon. Lineage: Eukaryota; Viridiplantae; Streptophyta; Magnoliopsida; Sapindales; Anacardiaceae.